AGGAGUGAAGAGACGUCAGUUGAUAUUUUCACAUGGAACCAAUGGAAAUCUAGGGCAUUAUCAUAUUUUAUUGAUAAGAAAACUAUUAGAUCGGUCUCUGGUGCUAGCUUGAUAUUUUCUGGCUCUAAGAAUCAGUGGGUACAAGUGUUUGAGCAGCUGAAUAUUUCUGAUGGAAACAGAACUGACAAUUUACUGGAGAUGGUUGAGCUUCUCUUACUUGGAUGCAUCACUAGCAGAUGGAAUUCCCUGGUUGAAUACUUGACGUCAGUUUCUUAUGAUUCCCUUCCUGUCUCAAAUCAAUAUCACUUACUUUGCAACUUUGUCUUUGGAAGAUCCUUAAAUUUUCCUCGUAAAGAGGACAGUAUGAAUUCAAAGGAAUGCGGCAUCCUUGACCAUCUGACAGGACUCAUUGGAGGACAACUUCAUCUACUGUGGAAAAUAUCUCCCAUCCUUGUGGCAGUUUCUAUUCCUUCAUGGUAGUAUAAUUUUUAAUGAAAAAGGACCAGAAUGGCUGUUGAAUUUUAGUUGUGGUCUUGCAAGCAGUUCUCUACUGAGUUUAUGAUCAAUACUAGUAUCUGUAACUGAUCUGCAUAUGAACUGAAUUAAAAGAGUUGUUUGCCAUGUAUGGAAGAAUGCAAUAGCUAUGAUCAACGUAGUACAGUGAAACUCUUCUGUUUUCUUUUUUUCUUGCUCCAAUCUUUUUAUAUUUGACUUUUUCUAUACUAUUUUUGGUGUCCUUUUAGAUUCCAUCUAUAAUUCCUAUUAGUAUAAUUCACAAUUAUCUUGUUAAAAACUUUAAUACUGUUACGGGAAUUUUCUCACCAAACUGGAAACUGAUUUCUCUAACUGACAUGUCCCCAGGUGAACUAGCUGAGAAAAUUUUGUGCCUCUACAUCUUUCACGUUUGUGGUUCUCAAAUUAUUCACAAUGGAUCUGGUGCUUGACAGCUCAGCAUACCAUGCUGGUCUGUAGUAAGACUUACUUUUUCUACAUCUAUUGCUCAAUUGGCCUACCAUAUUUUAUUUGUAUUGGCAUUAUCAAGUUAUCUGUGUUAAACUCUUGAGUGUAGAUCAUCUUUUAAUGACAUAAUCAUGAUGUGUUUUACUCGUAUGAAAGAAUUCUUCAUACUGUGUGGCCCAUUUCACCCGUUUUCUUUCAAUAUUUUCUCCAGGUAUCUGAUUAUCUCAACCUUGAAAAUAUUUCAUCAUCUUUUUGCCUUUCCUCUAGAUAGCACGUCAUCAAAUCUUUUAAAAUAAUUAGGCACACUCCUU
Molecule: messenger RNA, 1271 nt
Organism: Rubroshorea leprosula
Lineage: Eukaryota; Viridiplantae; Streptophyta; Magnoliopsida; Malvales; Dipterocarpaceae
Source: the annotation of a GenBank genome assembly